Molecule: messenger RNA, 3417 nt
Organism: Zootoca vivipara (common lizard)
Lineage: Eukaryota; Metazoa; Chordata; Lepidosauria; Squamata; Lacertidae
Gene: ADRA1D
Product: adrenoceptor alpha 1D
Biological process (GO): positive regulation of vasoconstriction; positive regulation of MAPK cascade; positive regulation of cytosolic calcium ion concentration
Cellular component (GO): plasma membrane
Molecular function (GO): alpha1-adrenergic receptor activity
Source: RefSeq, a predicted model, not a curated record
GAAAGAAAGAAAGAUUGACGACACGACCCGGGAGACGCCGAGCGCGCAAAGCUCCCCAGCGCAAAGUUUGCGCGCCUGGACGCAGCUACUUUUGCUCCUCUGGCUCCCCAACCGUCACUUCUCUCCCGUCCGAUUGGAGAGGGGGCUCGGAUUUAGCUGCAGAGGCACCGGCGGCGUCUUCCCCACCGUUCCCCUUUUCUCUCCCUCCGCUCUCCUGCGUCGCAUCCUCUGGGACCGACAAGCUGGAAGGAUGUCCGGGAAACUGUCAAGACGCCGGCUCUGGACACUGACGACGCCGACGCUUGCGCCCAGCUCGGUCCUGCUUCCAAAGCCUCCGCAGCCAACGCAUCUUCCUGGAUGAAGGACGCUCGAUGGGGGGAACAAGCGAGGGGGCCAAAAGGAGUUAUUUAAAGGAGUGAUUUGCUGCCUUCUCACCCCCGGUCCCAAUUUUCUGUUUUAUUUUUUUAUCUCCCCCCCCCCAACCGUACGGGGGUUGUUGCUGCUCAGCCUUUUACAAGGGACUUUUGCAAACGCGCGCGUGCGUUGGGAGAGGUGCUUGCACCUCAAAUACUUUUUUAUAUUAUUAUUGAGUGGAGGAGGUGGCUUGAGGACGAAGGGGACAGCUCAGGGGCCCUGAUGGACACAGAGGUGAGAGGGGGGAAAGGGAGGGAGGGAGGUGAAAGUGGUAGCCCGCGCAACAUUGUCGGGGGAAGAGGGAGAAAGUGGGUUCCUUGAAAUCCAGCACCUUUGCAAGAGGAUUUUGCUGCUCAUUUGUGUGUGUGCAUGAAGUGAGAAGAGUAGGGACACAACAGCAUCCCUGGUGGCGUGCAGUGACGUGGAGAGAGGUCCACCUUUUCAGGAAACGAUGGUGUAAAAAAAAAACGGAUUGCAGAGGAGGAGAGAUAUAAGUGGGAGGAAACUCCUCCUGUGCAAAAAGAGAGACUUUUUUUUCCUCUUGGGAGUGUGGAGUUCAAAAUCCUUGUAGGUGAUUCUGGUGAUGGUACCAGGGAGAGAGUGAGCCAUGCCUGUUGCUCAUCUUCUUGGCAUCUCCAUCACGCUCAACCCAUCUCCCAUGGAGACUGGUCCCUUUUGAAAAAGAAUGACUUUCCCUGACCGGAUUAAUGCCAGCUUGAAUGGGAACCAUACGGGAGAAGAAGCUGAGGGGGUCAACGGGUCCUGGGCAGGGGGGGAUGUUGACCCCGACAACAGCACCUCCUUGGCACUGAGGUUGACCUUGCAGUCGGUGGGCGUGGGGGUCUUCCUCGCCCUCUUCAUCCUCUCGGCCAUCGUGGGCAAUAUCCUGGUCAUCCUCUCGGUGGCCUGCAACCGUCAGUUGCAGACUGUGACCAACUACUUCAUCAUCAACUUGGCCAUUGCUGACCUGCUGCUCAGCACCACUGUCCUGCCCUUCUCGGCCACCUUGGAAGUUCUGGACCUGUGGAUCUUUGGCCGCAUCUUCUGUGACAUCUGGGCGGCGGUAGAUGUCCUCUGCUGUACCGCCUCCAUCAUGAGCCUGUGCAUCAUCUCUGUGGAUCGGUACAUCGGGGUCAAAUACUCGCUCAAGUACCCCACCAUUAUGACUGAGAAGAAGGCGGUCAUCAUCCUAGUGGUGGUCUGGCUCUCUUCCAUGGUCAUCUCCAUUGGGCCCCUCUUGGGCUGGAAGGAGGAGCCGCCCGAAAACGACGAAACCUGCAGCAUCACAAUGGAGCCGGGCUACGCCAUCUUCUCUUCACUCUUCUCCUUCUAUUUGCCGCUCAUGGUCAUCCUGGUGAUGUACUUCAACAUCUAUGUGGUGGCAAGGAGGACCACCAAGAGCCUGGAGGCCGGGGUCAAGAAAGAGCGUGGAAAGUCCAUGGAAGUGGUGCUCAGGAUCCACUGCCGCAGUGUCCUCGAGGACUCCCUGGCUGCCAGCACCAAGGGAAAAGGGCACACCUUCAGGAGCUCUCUCUCAGUGCGCCUCUUGAAGUUCUCCAGGGAGAAGAAAGCGGCCAAAACUCUUGCAAUCGUUGUUGGGGUUUUCAUCCUCUGCUGGCUGCCUUUCUUUUUCGUACUGUCUUUCGGUUCCUUCUUCCCUUCCCUGAAGCCCUCCGGGAUGCUCUUCAAAGUCAUCUUCUGGCUGGGCUAUUUCAACAGCUGCGUGAACCCCAUCAUCUACCCUUGCUCAAGCAAAGAGUUCAAGAGGGCUUUCACCCGUCUCCUCAAGUGCCAGUGCCGGAGGAGGAGGAGGCCCAUUUGGAGGGUCUACGACAACCACUGGCGAGGGGCCUCCAUGAACGGGUCCGGCCAAGACUCCGAGAGGGAGCCCAGGUCCAGGAUCUCCACCCUCAACGGCUCCUUCAUGUUGAACUCGGGCGGCUUGGAAAGAGCCAGCAAACGGAGGACUCUGAACUUCAAGAGGUGGAGGCUCUUUCCCCCUUUCCAGAAGCCCUCCACCCAGCUGAAGGAAAAAAUGAACAGCCUCUCGCACAAAAUCCGGGGCAGCUCCGUCAAAGGGGGCGCCGUGGCCUCAUACAAAACGGAGGUGGAGUCGGUCUCCAUCGGGAUCCCCAACGAGUUCAUGGAGUGCAUUGAGUACCAAAUGUAUGACGAUUUGACGGAUUCCGAGUCCUGCGGGCUUAAGGAGACGGAUAUUUAAUUGCCAGCAAGGACCUCUGCCCUUUGGGGUUCCGUUUUCUUUUGUCGAUGUCUCUCGCGCAGUGGUUGGCUGUCAAAAGGGGGGCAGGUAGACUCGAGUGGGUGCCCUGGGAGGCGAGUGCAGGAACCCGGGCUUUGAGUGCAAAAGGCCCCAUGCUCUGUCCCAGCAAGCCAUCUCCCAUCCAAGAAGGGUCUCAGGUAGCAAAAGCUGGGGAGCAAAGUGUCUUCUCCGCCAGAUACCUUGGAGAGCCUCUGCCUGGCCAUGUAGGCAAUGCUGAUUCAGUUGUGUCUGACUCAGGAUAAGGCAGAUUAUAAACUGUUUGAUUUGAACCCAGUUCUUUCCCUCAGCUGUCAUCAAAUGUUGAAUCUGCGAGGGGAGAAGUUGCCACCCGUUCCUUCUACUGGGGAAAGUCCACCAGAAUGAAAGAGGGUUGGCAAAUGCCCGAUGUUAAGUCCAGGUGUGGGGUGCCCCAUUUUGUACUGGUGCUCAGAAUAUUGCGGUCAAAUCUGCCAUGGAUCUGGAUGGGACCCUUCGAGGUCUACAUGGGCAGGUCUAGCUCAACGGAUUCCCGUGAGCGUUGGGGUAGUCCAUGGAAGAAGAGUUUGUCAGCGCAGGAGACAGCAAUGGGGAAUCUCUGUUUCUCUGAUAGGCAAGGGUGGUGGUCUUGGUAGGGUUGGGAAACCCUUUUUAAUCUGUGCCCCCUCCCAAAAUACUUGGUACCGGGAAAACCCCAAGUAUUUGCCUAGCAACCCCAAAAUGCAUAAAUAAAUGGCACGAGUCAA